Messenger RNA from Ceraceosorus guamensis, 3390 nucleotides. RefSeq lists its product as hypothetical. Gene Ontology annotation, molecular function: guanyl-nucleotide exchange factor activity; metal ion binding. The transcript has 2 exons. The record is from RefSeq and is a predicted model, not a curated record. The coding region runs from base 1 to 3390 and encodes 1129 amino acids. NCBI's taxonomy places the organism in Eukaryota, Fungi, Basidiomycota, Exobasidiomycetes, Ceraceosorales, Ceraceosoraceae.
AUGCAUACAUCCAGUGUUGGCAGUAGCAGCAGCCGACCGUCCAGCGUUGCAAGCAACUCCUCAGGUCACAGCAGUCAAGGUUAUGCACAGGGCCAAUUGGCUGCUCAGCCCAGCCUGUUGUCCCCUACGCUAGCAUCCGCUUUAGGUAUCAACGUUGCGGGCUCAUCCAAGAGUGGUCGACCAGGCAGUGCUGGCGGGGCGUCAAAGUCGCGGAAUGGGGUUGCGCGACCAUCCCUGACGGCCGAUGGUUGGUCUCGGCGUCCCAGCUUGCCCAACGUGCCCAGCAUGAUCAACCGCGUGAGCAUGAUCAGCAUCGCCUCUUUCGAGAGCCUACCCGAAGGCGAGCCCGUCAAUUUCGCGGCGUCACCAUUGAGCGUUACAUCAGCAAGCGAUGCUCCUCACGAAGAUCUCUCCGCAUCGACUAGCACAGCGACCGAUUCUCCAACGCUCAGCCAAGGAGACUCGUGGCAGUCACCUACAUCACCUACAGAUGAGGCGUCUGUGGGCUCGAUUUCAAUGAACAGGUCCUCUAGCACAGCCAGUCGACCGGGCCAUGCGCUACAACGAAGCGCCACGGAUCCUACUCACUCGAUGAUUGCUUUUGAGGGAAUGAUGCGGAGGCGACACGCCAUUGCCAUGGAAUUGUUGGAGACCGAAAGGGUCUUCAUAGCGAGUUUGAAACUGGUCAACGAGUCCUACUAUCAGCCUCUUAUGGCUUUAAGCAAGGGUCUGGCUGCGCCAGCUGGAGUCACGAGUGCAGCACCAGUGCUUUCGCGUCAAGCGUUGAACGAGAUCUUCUCCAACUUUAGCGACAUUCUCAGUCUCAAUUCUGAGCUCUUCUCUAGGCUCGAUGACCGCCUCUCAGGUAGAGCGAGGCAGCCGCCUCCGUCUCGCCCAGCUUCAGUCGCAGGCCCGACGAGCCCCCGAGAUGCUGCUCCAAGCUCAGCGGAAGCUGGCUCGACAAAUGCGGGACGAGUAGACCCGUGGCAUGCAGAAACGGACACAAUCGGCGAUACUCUGGUGCCUGUCGUGCCAUAUUUGAAAAUGUACUCCUUGUACGUCAAGAAUUUCAGUGCGGCCAUGGCACGGAUAGAGACGGAACGUAAAGCAAACGACGCUUUCAAUCGUUUCUUGAAGGACACGGAAAGAGCUACAUGGGGCAAGGCGAGCGCAAGCGGCGGAUUUGGCUUCGGUCUUGGAUUUCAGGCGCAUCUCUUGACGAUUGUGCAGCGCAUCCCUCGGUACAAAAUGAUGGUGGGCGAUCUGGUCAAGUAUACUCCAAGCAAUCAUCGAGAUUACCCAGAUCUCUUGAAGGCUUUUGGAGUCAUCGACCAGGUGGCUGCCUACAUCAACGAGAAUGUCAGACAGCACGAGAUGAUUCUAGUCAUGCUUGGCUUGCAACGCAGCCUGACUGGUCUGACCGAGCCCUUGAUUGUUCCUGGGCGAGCUUUGCUCAAACGGGGCACGCUGCUCAAGGCUUGCAGAAAGAACAUCCAGCCGAGGGAAUUCUUUCUGUUUACGGACUGUUUGGUGUAUGCCAGUCCUGUUGGCGGGGGUCUAGAGAGUGCAUCCGCAGCCUGGACUGCUCUCGCCAGGGGCGGAGGACUGGGAGUGUAUGGAGGCAGCGCGCAAGACACGGGGCCUCCUUCAGCACCGAACAGUCCGCGCACCAUAGUCGACAAAUUGCCGCUCGCGCCGAUCUCUGCAGACGCCAUCGACACCGCAUCACGCUCGCGCACGUCAUCAGCCGACGCUGUACUGGCCAAUGGUCGACCUUUAUCAGUCAGCCUCCAGGGGUUUCAGCUGCAAUUCCGGGCCAAAUUCCCUUUGCAAGACUGCACGGUGGUGGGCGUGGAGAAGGCCACCUCGCCUUUGCAUCAAGGUCUGCGUCAUUCCAUCGAAAUUCGCACGCCUGACAAAAGCUUUGCAGUGUACGCGGAGAGUGCAGAGGCGAAGGAGACCUGGUUAUCGACUAUACGCGACGCUCGCGAUGACCUCAUGACGGCCAGGCGCACUUUGCAAGCGGAGGAAGACACCUCGGAGGUACUGCGGGAGAGAAGGCGCAGCCUGUACGGCAGAGCGGGCCCCAGCUAUUGUACCCCUCAACAGGCCAGAAGAAUAUCAGCUCCCAGCACUGGCUGGUCGUUCACAGGCAACACUUCAGCAGAUACCUCUGGGCGACCAACAAGUCCACUCGCUUCCUCCGCAUCGGUAUCAGCUGACUGGCAUGGCGCAUUUGGCCCAAAGUCGGAAAGCGGCAACUCUCUUGCGACCCUGCUUUCGAGCGGAUGUCCUUCAAGCGAUGCUGGUAUAACGGCCAGAUCUAGGACUGGUCUCCGAGUUCUCGAGGACUACAAUGCUCCGGUCUGGGUACCAGACUCGAGCGCUGACAAGUGCAUCGUUUGUGCAGAGGCCUUUGGGAUGUGGCGACGCAAGCACCAUUGUCGUCUGUGCGGGCAAGUUGUGUGCUGGGCCUGCAGUCAGCGCUCCUUCCUGAUCGCUCGAUACGAGGACGAUGGAGGUGAGGCGGAAAAGCCUGCGCGUGCUUGUGACGCUUGCUACGACUCGGUAUUCCCUGCCGAAGAAGAGCACAGCUCUCCACAAAUGGGCACAGCUGCGGUGGUGCUACCUGAGCCAAGUCCGGCUGCUCAGUCUGACACAAGCAGGUCGACCGAUUUCUCAACCUCCGACUCUGCGACUUCUGAUUACCCCGCAACGCCUGCUGAACGUGGCCCCUUGAACAGUGUGGAUUCCGGCCAAAUCUCUCACAUUGCCAUACACGUGCAAGACGAGAAUGAGGUAGCGGCGGAGGCUGGAAAUGAGGGCAGCAAGCCCUCUCGAUCGGCAGCAUCUCGGCAACAGAAGAUCUGGGGCGCGCAGGGGCGGCCGUCGACGCCAUCAUGGUCUCAAGUCCAAAAACCAGAGGAUGCUGGUCACCUCACUUCACAUCAGGAUCGCUCUGACGAGCCGAGGCGAGCUACCCCACCGAGCCGUCGAGGACCCGCUUUGCAGCUUCAGCGCGCUUCUGGGGCUGGUCCUCAACUCUUCAAAGGCGGCUUGACACCGCAAGUACAAGCUGCUACUUCUGGUUCUGGAACGUUUCGACUUGUCACGCCACGUCUGACGACACCAGAAGCUGAGAUGCUCCCUAGAUCUAGGCACGGUGCACAAGGCGAGGGUGAUGGAAAUAUUCGCAUUGGGGAUGGGGGCUCCUACUUUGCUGGCGCGGUCUCUGAAGAUCACCUGGGCGACAUGCCUCCUCCCAUUCCAAGAGCUCGCAAGAAGCCGCUCAGUGCGGCUGCUCGACUUAGCACCUUCUAUGGCGUCAGUCCAGCAAGUAUGCCGAGUAUUGCGAAAAAGUCUCCGCUCGAGUCGCCUGCCCCGCCAUGA